This is a messenger RNA of Daldinia vernicosa, 1665 nucleotides long. RefSeq names its product Adenylylsulfate kinase-domain-containing protein. Gene Ontology annotation, biological process: sulfate assimilation. The transcript has 4 exons. Gene Ontology annotation, molecular function: ATP binding; adenylylsulfate kinase activity. The record is from RefSeq and is a predicted model, not a curated record. Lineage: Eukaryota; Fungi; Ascomycota; Sordariomycetes; Xylariales; Hypoxylaceae. Bases 1 to 1665 code for a protein of 554 amino acids.
AUGUUGGCCGCGCGGAUGCGACUCGGCGCCCUUACUAGGGGUCGUUGCCAGAAAUUUACCGUAUAUCCGACUAUAAAUCAGAUCCUGCGUCCGAGUCCGUCUUCGUCUAGUCGCUUUGUCAGCACACUUCCAGCCGCAGACCCGUCCUUAUCGUCCCAACCUUCUCUCUUACGUCGUGCCGUCUCCGUUAUAGCUAUCGGUCUAUUUUUCACCACCCUCGGCAUCGCAAUGGCAGCAGCACCGGCAGCGCCCAUCGUCAACCAUCUCCUCAACCCGCCCACGGACGAGGAGACCUUGACCAUGUUCGAGCCGAAAACGGACCACGAGCGCGAGGUCGAGGAGUUCAUCAACAAUCACCCGCUGACUAAGGAGAUGCGGUCCAAAGAGGAAUUCUACGAGUCGAGACCGCAUCUCAAGAUCCCGGCCCCUUACCGGACCUAUAACCUGACGGCUGGCACGCUUAUGGGACCGGGUAGGGUGGUCGUACCCCCGGUAGCCUUCGUCGAGGCGGGCGGCAAGUCACUCGUCUCGAUAUCGUACCUAGGUCACGAGCUAUGCGGCCAUCCGGGCAUAGUGCACGGCGGGCUCCUCGCGACCAUGCUCGACGAGGGUUUAGCACGAUGCUGCUUUGCCGCAUUGCCGCACAAGGUGGGCUUGACCGCCAACCUAAACAUCAACUACCGUGCCCCAGCACAUGCAGAUUCGUACGUCGUGCUCAGAGCUACGACGACCAAGGUAGAAGGACGUAAGGCCUGGGUCGAGGGCCGUAUCGAAACCCUAGUGGGCGAAGGCGAGACUCCGGUGGUUCUCGCAGAGGCGACGGCUUUGUUCGUGUCUCCUAAACACGCAGCGGUUCAUGAUGAUGAACUUGUACCCGACGGCAUAAGGGUAGACGAUGACACGGUGAUGAAUAGACUUUUAGAUGGGGAUAGACAAGACUUUACGCCUGGCACGGAGUUGGAACGAGAGCUGGUAAUGCUUGAUAUUUGUUUAUUUUCGAGCAACAUAACCUGGCACCCCUCCCUCUCGCGCAGCGAGCGCAUCGCCCUCCGCGGCCAGCGCGGCUUCACGCUGUGGUUCACGGGGCUCAGCGCCUCGGGCAAAUCCACGGUGGCCACCGCGCUCGAGCAGCACCUGCUGCACCUGAACGUGGCCGCGUACCGCCUGGAUGGGGACAACGUGCGCUUCGGGCUGAACAAGAACCUGGGCUUCAGCGACGCGGACCGCCAGGAGAACAUCCGCCGCAUCGGCGAGGUCGCCAAGCUGUUCGCCGACAGCACCCAGGUCGCCAUCACGUCCUUCAUCUCGCCCUUCCGCGCCGACCGCCAGCUCGCGCGCGACCUGCACGCCCAGGGCGACGACCCCAUCCCCUUCGUCGAGGUGUACGUCGACGUGCCCAUCGAGGUUGCCGAGAAGCGCGAUCCCAAGGGCUUGUAUAAGAAGGCGCGCGCGGGCGAGAUCAAGGAGUUUACGGGCAUCAGUAGCCCCUAUGAGGCCCCUGAGAAUCCCGAGAUUACCAUCCGCACGCACGAGAACUCUGUCGAGGAGUGCGUUGUGCAGAUCGUGAAGUGGCUUGAGGAGAAGGAUUUGAUUCCUACCAAGACUGUUACGGCUACGGCUGCUGAUGCCGCGGGAGGUUCUGGCACUGCUGCUCUUGCUUCGUGA